UUGGGGGUCAUUUUAUCUGGAGCAUAAUGGCCUGCACCUUUCAUAAAGUAUGUGUGCCGAAUAGUUCAACUGGCGGUGUUCUUAAGCGAUAUGUUUCUACACUCAUAAGUACGAAAUGGACUGAAUAUCCCAGAGGCAAUAAAAUUCAGUUUCAAGUUAUCUUCCAUCCUGAGUCAAGACCAUUGGGUACAUUAGCUUACAAUGCCAUCACGGUGAGGGGCAAAUUGAACCCGGCCUGUGGAGAAAAUGUUUUGGCCUCUAUGAUGGAUAUCAACAUGAAUUUUUCAAGGAACAUUUUCACCUCAAGUUUCCGAAUGUGGCCGGCCGUUGCCUCUCAUUCCAAUUCAUUUUCUAAAAAAAAGAGUGUUUCUGACCUUUUGCCCGGUAGACUCACCAGCUUUUCGGCAGGGCAAAAUGCAAUGCUGACGCCAGUGACGAGUCAUUUAAUUGCACACCCUGCAAGAAGUAUCAGAAUGAAACACACCAAGCCCAAAGUGCCUCCUUCAAGGAUGAACAAUGUUUACGACAUCGAAGGAGCCAUAACGGAUGAAGAGGCUGCCAAACAGUUUGUCUAUGCCUUGAAUACCAACGAAAGGAAACAUCUGUAUGCCGAACUGGCUCGUUUUCAUGGAGCGCCUGACCCGUCUGUUGCCGGUGAGUAA
Lymnaea stagnalis (great pond snail) is the source of this 662-nucleotide messenger RNA. The record is from the annotation of a GenBank genome assembly. Lineage: Eukaryota; Metazoa; Mollusca; Gastropoda; Lymnaeidae.